Molecule: messenger RNA, 658 nt
Organism: Sinocyclocheilus anshuiensis
Lineage: Eukaryota; Metazoa; Chordata; Actinopteri; Cypriniformes; Cyprinidae
Product: tetraspanin-13-like
Exons: 4
Coding region: 13-375 (120 amino acids)
Source: RefSeq, a predicted model, not a curated record
CUCAUUCUCUUCAUGGUAUUCAUGGUGCAGUUUUCAGUAUCAUGUGCCUGCUUGGCGAUUAAUAAAGAACAGCAGAACCUGCUCCUGGAGAUAGGAUGGAAUAAGUCUGAAUCAAUGCAGGAGGAUUUGGAAAGAUCGCUGGAUUGCUGUGACUUCCUUGAAGUUAACUACAAUGAGAGCUGUGUCGCUACCUGUUUCAAGAAUCAAACAUGUAGACCAUGUUCAGUUAUAAUCCAGGCCUAUGCUGACGACGCUUUACAGUUUGUUGGAGGAGUCAGUCUGUUUUUCAGUUUUACAGAGAUUCUGGGUGUCUGGUUAGCACAUAGAUACAGGAAUCAGAAAGAUCACCGGCAAAAUCCUGGAGCUUUCAUUUAAAGCACACACAUAUACAAGACUUUCAGCUAUACUGAAUUUUUGUUCUUGAAUGGACUUUUUUUUUGUAUGAUCUGUAGUUCCUUUUGAUAACACUCCAAUUUCUUGAUUUUUUGGGGAUAAAAUAAACAUUCUAAAAUAUGUAUUUGUGGAACAGCCAUUAUGAGUUGCAUCUUGGUGGAGUUCACAAAUAUUUAUUGUCACCGAUUAUGCAAGUAGGUUGACUAGGCUUGAACUUUGUUCCCAAUUGAACAACUCUUACAAUGAUGAGUUGCUAAAUAAUCUU